AUGAUUUCGGGCAUCCUCGUCUUCAACCAAAAGGGCGAGAACCUCAUCUUUCGUGCCUUCCGCAAUGACUGUCGCCCGCGUCUCGCCGAUGUCUUCCGUAUCCAGGUCAUCUCGAACCCUCUAGUCCGCUCGCCUAUCUUGACUCUCGGUUCCACCACCUUCAGCCAUGUCAAGCACGAGAACAUCUUCAUUGUCGCCGUCACAAAGGGCAAUGCCAAUGCUGCCCUGGUCUUUGAGUUCCUCUAUCGCUUAAUUCAGCUGGGCCGCUCCUAUUUCGCCAAGUUCGACGAGGAGGCUGUUAAGAACAACUUUGUCCUGAUCUAUGAAUUGCUCGAUGGUCCGUCCCAACUCGCUCUUUACACUCCGACAGUCUGCUCACCACAUGUCCAGNAAAUCCUCGACUUUGGCUAUCCUCAAAAUACCGAUACCGACACUCUCAAGAUGUACAUUACCACCGAAGGUGUCAAGUCCGAGAGAAACCUCGUAGUACGCCCAUCUAGCUCGCCAUCUGUAACUUCAAUCGCUUACACUUCAACAGNNGAGGACUCGUCCAAGAUCACCAUGCAAGCUACCGGUGCCAUGUCCUGGCGACGAGACAACAUCAAAUACCGCAAGAACGAAGCCUUCGUCGACGUUAUCGAAGAUGUCAACCUUCUCAUGUCCGCCAACGGAACAGUCUUGCGUGCCGACGUCAAUGGCCAGAUUGAAAUGCGCGCCUACCUCUCUGGUACCCCUGAAUGCAAGUUUGGCCUCAACGACCGCCUCACCCUGGGCGAGGAAGCCCUGGCCUCACCUUCUGGAAACAUGGCUGGUACAAAGGCUACAAAGGCUGCCGCCGGUAGUGUCACCCUCGAGGAUUGUCAAUUCCAUCAGUGCGUGCGUCUGGGUAAAUUCGACACCGACAGGACCAUCUCCUUUAUUCCCNCCGACGGUAGCUUCGAGCUGAUGCGAUACCGUGCUACCGAGAACAUCAACCUACCCUUCAAGGUUCAUGCCAUUGUCAACGAGAUUGGAAAGACAAAGGUCGAGUACAGCAUUGCCAUCAAAGCAAACUAUGGCGCAAAGCUCUUCGCCACAAACGUCGUCAUCCGCAUCCCAACUCCUCUCAACACUGCUUCCAUCACCGAAAGAACUUCUCAGGGCAAGGCCAAAUACGAGCCCGAACACAACAACAUCGUUUGGAAGAUUGCGCGCUUCACUGGUGGCUCCGAAUACGUGCUCAGCGCUGAAGCUCAACUUACCUCCAUGACCAACCAAAAAGCCUGGAGUAGACCACCCUUGAGCCUGAACUUCUCACUGCUCAUGUUUACGAGCUCAGGCUUGUUGGUCAGAUACCUCAAGGUCUUUGAAAAGAGUCAGUACAGCAGUGUCAAGUGGGUGCGGUAUAUGACACGGGCGGGCAGUUAUGAGAUACGGUAA
This is a messenger RNA of Aureobasidium vineae, 1419 nucleotides long. The record is from the annotation of a GenBank genome assembly. NCBI's taxonomy places the organism in Eukaryota, Fungi, Ascomycota, Dothideomycetes, Dothideales, Saccotheciaceae.